This is a messenger RNA of Linepithema humile (Argentine ant), 799 nucleotides long. It is a transcript of the gene ND-B14.7, whose product is annotated as NADH dehydrogenase (ubiquinone) B14.7 subunit. Lineage: Eukaryota; Metazoa; Arthropoda; Insecta; Hymenoptera; Formicidae. The record is from RefSeq and is a predicted model, not a curated record. Gene Ontology annotation, biological process: mitochondrial respiratory chain complex I assembly.
CAUUGCAUAUGAAGUAUCUGCUGAUUACAAGGUGACAUAACCUGAUCAACGCACCAUUGCCUGUUUAUGGUGAAUUAAGUCAGCGAAAUCUGACUAAAAACUAACUCUCAACCAUGCUUUUAACUUACUUAGCAAACAACUGGAAAUAUAGCGAUGCGCCUGAAGGCCAGCGUCCAUUUGAAAAGGUGAUCGGGCUGUCCAAGUAUGGAUUUGGCACCAGCGUAGGCAUAGGCAUAUAUGACUGCAUACUGUUAUCACAAACACAAACUUUUUGGGGAGCAGCAAAUUGCAUGUCUUAUUGGGUGAUACCAAUUACUGCUAUGUGUGCCACUUUUGCCUCUGUGGCAUAUACAGCAACAAAGAUUAGAGGAAAGGAUGGUUAUGCCAAUUAUGUGCUCGCCUCAAUAGCUACUGGUGGAGUGUUUCAUCAUUGGCAGAAAAAAGGAUUGAUCACUUAUUAUUUUACUAUUAUGUUGAUGGCAUGCGCAGCAGGCAAGAAAUUUGCCGAUUUGAAUGGUCUUAAAGUUAUAACAUUGGAUUUUAAAGCUACACCACAAUAUACUACCUUCCCUAUUGAUAUGACUCUCACCAAGGAUCCUAGGGGACCCAGGCCAUGGGAGUAAUGAUCUUUUGUAUGUAUAUAACGAAAAUAAUUAGUGUUGUUAUUUAAUAUAAUUAAGUGGGAAUAUGCUGUACUAUGUGCAAGUGAUGAUGGGAAGAGGGACGAGAAGCGUAUCUUCCACUGUCAACAUGUAUUUAUUCUGAUUCUAGUACAGGAAAUAAAAAAAAUUUGUAAAAA